AUGAGUAGUGUGUGGAAUUUAAACCUCUUCGGGCUAAUCCUGGUACUGUGCACUGUCCUCACCAAACUGGCGGCCGCCACCGAUAACGCCACCGAAGAAGGACGUUUCUUCCUGUGGGGUAGACCGAUCCUGAUUGUUCCACCUACUUCGCCAACCCGUCAUCAAUUUAUUGCCGGUAUUGGUAUCCCGCUUGCAGCACAUGAAUCACUCACCUUCGGGUGGGUUCUUAAGGCACAAUACUUCCUACCGACCGAGGUGAACCAACUGAGGCCGAAUUUUUGGGAAGGUUGGAACGAUACUCGACGGUCACUGGAAAAACGAGACGUAUCGUCUAACCAACACUUCGAGAAUUACACAGUUGCAGAAGUCAAAAUUAAGACAGAACAAUUGCCCGAACCAAAAUUGCCAAACGGCGAAUAUGAUGACGAUUCGGAGGACGAUUAUUUCGACGAUGGCGAUGAAAACUACUGGCGAGACGAGGAGGAAGAAAAACGAAUCCAGGAGGCUAGUGAAUGGUAUCCACCACCCGCCACAGAGACUCCUGCUGACAGGGACGGUUAUCAGGUUGAGAAUUCCCGAUGGACGACCUACAAGGUAAUGGAAAAGAUGGGCGAAAACUAUGGCUUCGGAGGACGGGCUUGUAUGCUGCGGAGUAUUUGCGAAGCGGCCGCAGCCGAGUUUACACAUACUGCUGGUGUGUUCUCCGAGCUAUUUCACAUCAUUUUUACGCCAUCUACUACAUCGGAACCAAUCUCGGAGCACAGUGACAAUGAGUACUACCGGGCUGAACAACUGGGACGAGAAGGAGCCCCUUGUCAUCAGGUGUUCAGUGAAUGUAAAAAUACGAUUUUGGAUGUAUUUACUGGUGUACAUGAUCCAAUUACCAAUCAUUUGACUGUUGCUCACGAUCAGUUACAACAUGCGAUCAUGAAACGAUAA
Sabethes cyaneus is the source of this 939-nucleotide messenger RNA. RefSeq lists its product as uncharacterized. The coding region runs from base 1 to 939 and encodes 312 amino acids. Lineage: Eukaryota; Metazoa; Arthropoda; Insecta; Diptera; Culicidae. The transcript has 2 exons. The record is from RefSeq and is a predicted model, not a curated record.